Messenger RNA from Malania oleifera, 1203 nucleotides. RefSeq names its product small ribosomal subunit protein eS1y. The record is from RefSeq and is a predicted model, not a curated record. Gene Ontology annotation, molecular function: structural constituent of ribosome. The transcript has 7 exons. Gene Ontology annotation, biological process: translation. Bases 110 to 895 code for a protein of 261 amino acids. Gene Ontology annotation, cellular component: cytosol; ribosome. Lineage: Eukaryota; Viridiplantae; Streptophyta; Magnoliopsida; Santalales; Ximeniaceae.
GGAAAUGAGACCAUGUGGCAUAAGGUGUUGCAGUUGCUUUGUGGUCACUGAGGGCGGGGGUUUUCAAUUUACUUUCUUCUGCUAACCGAUCCAAGGCGAAACCCUAGCCAUGGCCGUUGGGAAGAACAAGAGGAUAUCUAAGGGGAAGAAGGGAGGGAAGAAGAAGGCAGCCGAUCCCUUUGCUAAGAAGGACUGGUACGAUGUAAAGGCACCUGCACCCUUCCGAACCAGAAAUAUCGGCAAAACCCUUGUCACCCGAACACAGGGAACCAAGAUUGCUUCCGAAGGACUCAAGCAUCGAGUGUUUGAGAUGUGUCUUGCUGAUAUUAAUAAUGAUGAUGAGGAUCAGUCCUACAGGAAGAUCCGACUAAGAGCAGAGGAUGUGCAGGGGAGAAAUGUUCUUACAAACUUCUGGGGUAUGGAUUUCACAACCGACAAGUUGAGAUCUUUGGUGCGCAAGUGGCAGACAUUAAUUGAGGCUCAUGUAGAUGUGAAGACGACCGAUAACUAUAGCCUUAGAAUGUUUUGCAUUGCAUUUACUAAGAAGCGUCCGAACCAGGUCAAGCGGACCUGCUACGCUCAAUCUAGCCAGAUUCGGCAGAUCCGGCGGAAGAUGAGGGAGAUUAUGAUAAACCAGGCAUCUUCAUGUGACCUGAAAGAGCUGGUGGCCAAGUUCAUUCCUGAAUCGAUUGGGAGAGAGAUUGUGAAGGCAACUUCAAGCAUCUAUCCUCUACAAAAUGUUUUCAUACGUAAAGUCAAGAUCCUGAAGGCUCCAAAAUUUGACCUUGGAAAGUUGAUGGAGGUUUAUGGUGACGUUUCAGAGGAUCUUGGUGUUAAGGUGGAGAGGCCAGCGGAUGAAACAAUGGCCGAGGAAACUGUAGUUGUUGGAGCAUAAAUUGAACGAAUCUUUCCUCUGUUUUGCAGUUGGUCCUGCGGAUUUCAAUUUUUUAACUGGAGGUUUAGCCUUCAACAGUUUUGCCAUUUGUAUUGAGAUUGAGAUGGCAUGCUCCAAAAUGUUGUGGAACACAAAAUUUGUUGUUUGGAAGGGCCUUCUAUAUAAUGCACUCAAUGCUUUUGCUGUUUGUUCAUGCCCUUGGAUGGUAGCAUGUAAUCUAAUAUUGGGAUUUCCAUAUGGGUUGGCUCUGCUGUUCCUACAUAUUUAUUGAACUAAUCAAAACUGUUAUCCCGAAAGCUUUAUGAAAA